UUUGACGUUGAAAGUACCAAAAAAAGCCAACAAAUGAUUGAAAAGAUGAAGCAGAGUUUCGAAGAAAAGAAACAGGAAAAGAGCCUUUUAGAAAGUGAGGGACAGAAAGUGAACGAAAGCAUCGACGAUUUGCAAAUUAGUGAAACCAACUCCAGAGAGGCGAUAAUGAAAAAACAGUUACAAAAAAAUAAUUACCAAAAUGACAAAAGAUUUGCGGGAUUGUUUGAACAGAAGGCGCAAAUUGAAAGCCAAAUCAAAGUUGAAGAAGAUAAAAAUUUGAUUAACAAAAUUGGAGAGUGUGAAAAGAAGAAGAAAAACAUUGAGAAGGAACGCGAGAAGAAUGAGAGUGAUAGAAUGAAGUUUGAGGGGCAACUUGAGGAAAUCAAAAAAUCGAUCAAAAAGGCUGAAGAAAAGAAAAAGAACAUCGGGAAUGAUGGCAAACUCGAGCAAGAAUACGACUAUUUGACGUUUUUGAAGAUUGGUCAGACAAAUGUUAUAUCUGACUUGAAUAAAAUCAUCGUCUCUGUGGAUAGUGCAAUGGCAAAAUACCACGAGGAAAAAAUGAAAGAGAUCAACAACACAAUUCAUGAUUUGUGGGAUGGGAUUUACAUUGCAAACGAUAUCACAGAUGUGAAAAUUAUUGCGGAUGUUGAAGAAAAGAAAACGACAACACGAAGAAACUUUAGCUACAGAGUUGUCAUGGUGAAAGAUAAUGUGGAAAUGGAUAUGCGAGGGAGGUGCUCGAUGGGGCAAAAAGCGCUCGCGUCUUUGAUUAUUCGAAUUGCGUUGGCAAAGACUUUUUGCACGAAGUGUGCUGUUUUGGCACUGGACGAACCAACAAUCAAUUUGGACGCAGACCAUUGCUCAAAUUUGGCUACCCAAUUGGUCAAGUUACUGAGUGAUGAUGGGAAGCUUGCACAGUUCCAAAUAUUUCUGAUCACUCACGAUCAAGACUUUGUCAAAAAGAUGAAAGACUUUGGGAAUGAGUUUUACAGAAUAGACAGAGAUCAAAACAACUGUUCGUGUGUGAAACGUGAAAUAACGAGCACGCUUUUAUGA
This is a messenger RNA of Entamoeba invadens IP1, 1059 nucleotides long. RefSeq lists its product as hypothetical. The annotation marks the transcript as partial. The transcript has a single exon. The record is from RefSeq and is a predicted model, not a curated record. Gene Ontology annotation, biological process: double-strand break repair; telomere maintenance via telomerase; chromosome organization involved in meiotic cell cycle. Gene Ontology annotation, cellular component: condensed nuclear chromosome; Mre11 complex. Lineage: Eukaryota; Evosea; Mastigamoebida; Endamoebidae. Gene Ontology annotation, molecular function: single-stranded telomeric DNA binding; double-stranded telomeric DNA binding; G-quadruplex DNA binding.